Molecule: messenger RNA, 2408 nt
Organism: Tachysurus vachellii
Lineage: Eukaryota; Metazoa; Chordata; Actinopteri; Siluriformes; Bagridae
Gene: pick1
Product: protein interacting with prkca 1
Exons: 14
Coding region: 1-1425 (474 amino acids)
Biological process (GO): dendritic spine maintenance; positive regulation of receptor internalization; intracellular protein transport
Cellular component (GO): postsynaptic early endosome; synaptic vesicle; neuron projection
Molecular function (GO): phospholipid binding; protein kinase C binding; protein domain specific binding
Source: RefSeq, a predicted model, not a curated record
AUGACUCAAAAAUCAGGAAAAGCCUUGAGUGACGCAGUCUGCAGGUACACGUCAGAGAGAGAGAAAGAUGGAACAUUUGUAAUCUCUGUUUUUAUUAUUAAUUCUAAACUAAACGCGUUUCCGACUGCCGAUAAAAAGAAGACACAGAAGUUACUUUGUGUUCAGGAAGCGUUUAUACGGUUUGUGACACAGACCUGCUGUAACCUGACGUUCUCAGACACCAUGGACUACGAGCUAGAAGAAGAUAAGCUUGGGAUUCCCACAGUUCCAGGAACAGUGACGCUGAAGAAGGAUACACAGAACCUGAUUGGGAUCAGUAUAGGGGGCGGGGCUCAGUACUGCCCCUGUCUGUACAUUGUACAGGUGUUCGAUAACACUCCAGCAGCACUGGAUGGGACAUUAGCAGCAGGUGAUGAGAUCACUGGUGUAAACGGUAAACCAGUGAAGGGCAAGACCAAAGUGGAGGUGGCCAAGAUGAUUCAGGCUGUACAGGGUGAAGCAGUGAUACACUAUAACAAACUGCAGGCUGACCCCAAACAGGGCAAAUCCCUUGAUAUCGUCUUGAAGAAGGUGAAGCACCGUUUGGUAGAGAACAUGAGCUCGGGAACAGCAGAUGCACUUGGACUGAGUAGAGCUAUCCUCUGUAAUGAUGGACUUGUAAAGAAACUGGAGGAACUGGAGAAAACUGCAGAGCUGUACAAAGGGUUAAUGGAACACAGUAAGCGAUUACUCCGAGCUUUCUUUGAGCUCUCCCAGACACACAGAGUGUUUGGUGAUGUGUUCUCGGUGAUCGGUGUUCGGGAGCCACAGGCUGCAGCCAGUGAGGCCUUUGUGAAAUUUGCAGAAGCUCAUCGUAACAUUGAGAAAUACGGCAUUCAGCUGCUUAAAACUAUCAAACCUAUGCUGCAUGAUUUGAAUACAUACCUUCACAAAGCGAUUCCAGACACUAAACUGACCAUCCGCAAAUACCUGGACGUGAAGUUUGAGUACCUGUCGUACUGCCUGAAGGUGAAAGAGAUGGAUGAUGAGGAGUACAGCUGCAUUGCACUGGGAGAGCCACUGUACCGUGUUAGCACAGGGAAUUACGAGUAUCGUCUGGUUCUGCGUUGUCGACAAGAGGCUCGCUCUCGUUUUGCUAAAAUGCGUAAAGACGUUCUGGAGAAGAUCGAGCUGCUUGACCAGAAACACGUUCAGGACAUUGUGUUCCAGCUGCAGAGGUUCGUCUCGGGGAUGUCACAUUAUUAUGAUGAGUGUUAUGCAGUGCUGAAAGAGGCCGACGUCUUCCCCAUCGAGGUGGACCUCUCACGCACCACCCUCAACUACACUGGCCCAAACUAUGAGGAUGAGGAUGGUGAGGAAGAACAAGAGGAGGAGGCGAGUGAACAGACUGCGAACGGAGCAGAGAAACUGAUUGAUGAUGAAUGAGUGAUGGAGUACACUGGAACAGAUAGAGUAAUACUGAUGCAGUGUGUGUGUGUGUGUGUGUGUGUGUGUGUGUGUGUGUGUGUGUGUGUGUGUGUGUGUGUGUGUGUGUGUGUGUGUGUGUGUGUGUGUGUGUGUGUGUAAUAAGCAGUCCAUCAAUCACACUAAACAUCACCAAGUCUGUCAGGACCUGAGAAGAGUCCAUGUCCUUCAUCCUGCAGCUCACUGUCUCACUCUGUCCUGCUGUAACACACAUCAUCACCUGAGGACACGUCAGCAGCAUAUUUUCACUGCAUCACUGCUGAAUAUUCCCAUGGAGUUUGGGAUCAGUUUGGGAUCAGUUUGGGAUCAGUCAGGGACAUUUAGUAAACAUUUAGUAAACACUAGUUGACAUUGCUCUGUGUCUCAGGUCAGACUUGCUCACACUCCUCCUACAGAGUGUGAUUUGGGACGCAGCCUCUCUAACACUGCAAAAUUUGAAGUUUACUCUUUGCACUAAAAUGUAGUUGCAUUAAUUUGAUUUAAUUGAGCUGUUUGUAGCUGUAUGUGUUUAUUUGUUCCACUUUUUAGUCUGUUAUAGUCUACAGUUACAUAUGUUCAGUGUGUAGUGAACCAGGAGAUAACACCUUCUCUCACAGUGGGGUAAAGUGUUGGUUCUGUGUUGUUUGGGAUACAUGACACAUUUAGGGCACUGGGUUCUCUAUUUCACAACAUUUAUCCAAACCAAUAUUAAAGGAUUUAUUCAUCUUUGUGUGUAAAAACCAAUCCAUUUUUGUUGUCAUUAUUUUCUUUCUCGUGUACUGAUUUGUGUGACCUAACUUGUUUUACUUAUUUAUGAAAGCUUUAUUUCUAUCUUUUUUUUUUUUUAAAUCUUUUUGUGUAUCUGAAUGUUACAGGUUGAAAGUAGUGAAGUGAACAACAUACUGAUUUAUUACUGCUUUAUAAAAACACACUAAUCUGUAAGAAGUAAAAAUAUUUAUUGCAAA